UAUUGUUCAAUGAGCUGGACUGAGUACCGUGGUGUGUAGUGGUGUCUAUGCUAGUUCUAAGUGCAUGAAUUUUUAAAAAUUUAAUUUUCAUGCGUAGUGCGCAGAAAGACAUAAAAAAACGUAGUUUAACAUUUGUCAUGUUUGCAGAGAAGAUGUAAAUGACUACGAAUUUUAGAAAAUAGCAACCUAAAACUUCAGUAAAGAUUGUCACAUUUACACACAGAGAAAAGAUUGUUCUUAAAUGAUGUUCACCAGAAUGAUUGUUUCUCGUUUAAUGGUAUGUAUAAGCAUUUAUUUGUAGCUUAUGUGACAAUUCCUGUGUAUACUUGUAACUACUACUAAAACUACUGAUCUCACUAGUAAACAUGUAUCUUAACAACAAAGAUUUUUUUACUACGAUUUUUAAAUAUUAUCGUCUCUCGUGGAGUAGGUCGUAGGUCCGCCCAUGUAAUGGAAUAUUUCCUGGCAUUAUCGCCGUUCUGCGAAGUUCAAGUACAUCAAAGCUGCGUUAUAUCUGGAACUAUAACCAUGAUUUUAUAACAGUUCUUGUUACUCACAAAAACAAACCUGUGCGAUAAGAUCUAAAGUAAGUUAUUUUAAAUUGCAUUUCGGAUUUUAGCCAUCAAAAACCACCAUAUCUAGUAAUAUACAGAUAAGAAGUCAAGACUCAAAUAUAUAUAUGUUAAGUAAUUUUGUUUAGUGUUACUUGCAUGAAGUUAUGUUCUUCGGUGUGUGAUGGAUUAAUUGGGCCGCCUGUCUUCGAUAAUUGUGACGUCAGCGCCAAAUGUGCAGUACUGAACAGGGUCACUCAAGCGUGAUUUUCACUACAAAAUGGGCAGUGGUCAGUCAAGCAGCAAGAAAGCAUCAUACCAGUUACAUCAAGAAGCCUUGAACAAAGACGAAGUGAGUUUGGAAGACUUUCAAAUACUCCGAGCCAUAGGAAAAGGAAGCUUCGGAAAGGUCUGUAUCGUUCAGAAGAAAACCACAGGCAAGAUGUAUGCGAUGAAAUACAUGAGUAAAACCCAGUGUUUCAAAAAGGACGCUUUUCGGUAUGUGCUGAAAGAAAUCGAAAUAUUAUCAACCCUAGACCACCCAUUCAUAGUCAACCUGUGGUUUACUUUUCAGGAUGAUGAAGAUAUGUUUAUGGUGGUUGACCUCCUUCUGGGCGGUGAUCUAAGAUACCAUAUACAGCACAGUGGUGUAUUUAAUGAAAGCAGAGUUUCUUUCUAUGUCUGCGAGGUGGCUCUGGCGUUGGACUAUUUACAGUCAAAGAAUAUAAUCCACAGAGACAUCAAACCAGACAAUAUCUUGUUGGACGACGAAGGUCACGCGCACGUUACAGAUUUCAACGUCGCCACUGUGCUUAAGGAAGGAAGAUUAGCUACUACAAUCUCGGGAACAAAACCGUACAUAGCUCCAGAAGUAUUUCAGUGUGGACUAGGAAAAAAUCAAGGUUAUUCUUACGCUGCAGAUUGGUGGUCUCUAGGAGUCUGUGGGUUUGAAAUGUUGCGUGGGAAGCUCCCGUAUGAAAUCCAUUCUGGUACACCAGAAGAAGAAGUGUUACAGAUGGUGGAGAGUACUUGCUUACGUUUUCCACGUGAAAUUAGCAAAGGGAUGGCUGAGUUACUAAAAAGGCUGCUGCACGCCGACCCUAAACAGCGAAUAUCAAGCCUAGAACAGAUGAAGCAGCAUCCAUUUUUAACAACAAUCGAUUUUACCUCUCUCUAUAACAAAAAACUCACACCAUCCUUCAUUCCGUCGAAACAUCAUUUGAACUGUGAUCCGACCUUUGAACUAGAGGAGAUGAUAAUAGAAUCCAAACCACUACAUAAAAAGAAGAAAAGGCUUUCAAAACGAAACUGUGGAAAGGAAGGCACUACUGGAUCUGGCAGUGGAGAAGAAAUGACGCCUCUACAGUUACGUCUAGAAUCUAUUAAAAAGGAUUUUAUAGUUUACAAUAGAGAAAAGGAACUUAAAAAACAAGCCAAGGCAGACGACGAUGAAUAUAGGUAGGCCUAUAUUAGGAACAGAGUCUGCGUGAACUGAUGUAAUACAUUAUUUAAACGCUCUUAUUGUGACGUUGAAAUAUACCUUCAAAUAUUCUCUCCUUUCAAUCAACCAUUGUUUUGUUUUUUUCACGUGUUGCAUGUGCAUUGUUUUAUAACAAAGAAAGUUUAUGCAUGGAAGCCUUCUUACAUAAAGGUUUUCACGCACAAAAAAUGAGUUCUUCGACAUAAACCGUAUCCAAACAAAGCAAUUGUGAAAGUAUACGCAACAACGAAGGAGGACUCUCUCUCGCCCAUAAACCUUAGCGUGGUGUAAUAUGAACAUAACACUGAUUUUGGUGUUGAGUAUUUCUAACCCUCCUUUUUAUAAUUGAACAUAGAAAGAAACAUAUAAAGCUACGUGAUACUUCUUAAAAUAAAAUAUUAUUGUUAUAAACUAUUACUUAUCGAAUAAUAUAUCAAGAAAACAUCGCAACUACUCUUAGAACGAAAGCAAAACUUUCAGAUUUAAAGUUCUCAAGAGAAUAGCUCUUGCCAGUAAAAAAUAAUACCUUGGAGUUCCCUCUUCCUUGCAUUAUAACUCGUGUAUCCUAGAAGUCGAAAUUUCUCAUGGUGACUGUACCAUUAUAACUCGUGUAUCCUAGAAGUCGAAAUUUCUCAUGGUGACUGUACCAUUAUAACUCGUGUAUCCUAGAAGUCAAUAAUUCCUUGGAGUUCCCUCCUCCUUGCAUUAUAACUCGUGUAUCCUAGAAGUCGAAAUUUCUCAUGGUGACUGUACGCUACACUACUCUGAUGGAGAAGAACGGAAGUUACUCUUGAAAAUCAUAUGUUCUUCCUAAACGACGUGCUCAUACGAAAUAUGUGCAUUGAGAGAAUUUAUGGCUACAACUAAUAUUUCACUGAUGGGAAAUUUUUCCUUGUGUAUCUUGUAUAUAAUUAUGUAUUGAGUUAUAUUAAAAAUUUAGUCAAUCUGA
Messenger RNA from Limulus polyphemus (Atlantic horseshoe crab), 2980 nucleotides. Its product is annotated as serine/threonine-protein kinase 32B-like. Gene Ontology annotation, molecular function: G protein-coupled receptor kinase activity; ATP binding; G protein-coupled receptor binding. NCBI's taxonomy places the organism in Eukaryota, Metazoa, Arthropoda, Merostomata, Xiphosura, Limulidae. Gene Ontology annotation, biological process: G protein-coupled receptor signaling pathway; regulation of signal transduction; protein phosphorylation. Bases 832 to 2013 code for a protein of 393 amino acids. The record is from RefSeq and is a predicted model, not a curated record. The transcript is spliced from 12 exons.